AUGAUAAAUUUAUAUAUAUAUUAUUUAAUAAUUAUUAUAUUUAUUUUUGGAAGUAUUGUUUUUAUUUCUAGUCGUAAGCAUUUACUUUGUACUUUAUUGAGAUUAGAGUUUAUAGUAUUAAUAUUAUUUAUGUUACUAUUUUUGUAUUUAAAUUUUAUAAAUUAUGAAAGUUACUUUAGUAUAUUUUUUUUAACUUUUUGUGUUUGUGAAGGGGUUCUAGGGCUAUCCAUUUUAGUUUCUAUAAUUCGAACUCAUGGUAAUGAUUAUUUUCAGAGUUUUUCUAUUUUACAAUGUUAA
Molecule: messenger RNA, 297 nt
Organism: Aedes aegypti (yellow fever mosquito)
Lineage: Eukaryota; Metazoa; Arthropoda; Insecta; Diptera; Culicidae
Source: the annotation of a RefSeq genome assembly